UCGUGUCAGGAAUACAGAGAUAUUGGCUUCACAACCUCUGGUAUCUACACUCUAACGCUAAGGACAGGUUUACAAUUCAAAGCUUAUUGUAAAAUGGAUCAUCUUGGCAAAGGAUGGAUAGUUAUGAUGAGGAAUGACGGCCAAGACGCCGCACUUUUUGACCGAGAUUGGGUGACCUACCAAAAUGGAUUCGGGGAUCUAAACUCGAAUUUCUGGUUGGGAAAUGAAUUCCUGCAUCAGAUAACCAAAGAUAAACCACAUGAACUGCACGUGGAUCUUCGGAAACCAGGCAGUGGUGCUUACGUAUUUUACAGCGGUUUCCAGGUUGCUAACAAAGACGAUGGCUACCGUCUCACUUUCGACGCCUCAUCCUAUGUCGGAACUGGUGGAAAUUCCCUGCCUCACCACAACAAUAUGAGAUUCUCCACACCAGAAAGAGACCUUGAUCCCGUUUCGGCGAACUGUGCCGCUGAGAGGAAAACUGGAUGGUGGUUUCACCACUGUUCUUUCGCCACGCCGACCAUGGUCCCAAUUCAUUGGGGAAACUGGAGCCCGCAAUUCAUCGACCUUAAAUUAAGGGCGAUGUCUCCAUAGAACAGUGAACAUAAAACCUGAAACGCUAACUUUUACAGUACGUACGUACAGUGUUAUACUUGGUUGAAGCCAAAAGUUGAAGCAAAAGACUGAGUUUUUGACUUCUCGUUCAAUUUUUAUAAAAAUAAGCAAAUAAUUGCAUCUUACAUAGUUCUAGACAUUCCUUGAUAAUUACUCUCUACUUUUGUCUCAAACGUUCAAAAACUCAGAAAAACUACCUUCACCAAAUUUCGCUUCAAAGAUGGCGGCCAAGUUAUUCGCGUUCCAGGUUUUAUUACAGUUCAUUGGCUUAGAACAAAUCCUCGCUUUUUUGCCCUUUCUACAUUUUGGUAACUAAAGAAAUUUAAACUUCAUGCCAUGGACGAUUUUCUAGGACGAUUUUCGAGUGGGGGGGCGAAGGUGGAAACAAAUCUAUUGGACAAAGAUGCUAUUGCUUAUUUUUCUUACUCAAUAGAGAUUCGCUUUCCCACUCUUCCACGGGAGGCUAUCCUAAGAAUUUUUUAUUACACACACGCGCGCACACUUCAGGGAAUGUCCUCCAAUUUGUGCUUGCUAUUUCUCUCAAAUGAAGAAUUAGAAAUGGUUUCUCGUUAGAACUUCUUUAUUUAUAUUAUGGAAAUAUUUUAAAAUAGGAUUCGGUUCCUAUUCUAUACUCCCUCGGCCUCCCCGUGCAAACACUAUACAUGCGUGAAACACAGACUUGCUUUAUAUACUAAUUUUCCAACAAAGUUACCUCUUUUAGAAACUUAUUGUAUUUCUAUUUUAAACAAGGUGCCUCUAUUAAAGAAGGUAUACGAACUUUGCCGGGCUGUU
This is a messenger RNA of Dendronephthya gigantea, 1407 nucleotides long. Its product is annotated as ficolin-1-like. The record is from RefSeq and is a predicted model, not a curated record. NCBI's taxonomy places the organism in Eukaryota, Metazoa, Cnidaria, Anthozoa, Malacalcyonacea, Nephtheidae. The transcript is spliced from 2 exons. Bases 94 to 594 code for a protein of 166 amino acids.